Molecule: messenger RNA, 900 nt
Organism: Chlorella variabilis
Lineage: Eukaryota; Viridiplantae; Chlorophyta; Trebouxiophyceae; Chlorellales; Chlorellaceae
Exons: 13
Coding region: 1-900 (299 amino acids)
Cellular component (GO): nucleus
Molecular function (GO): histone binding
Source: RefSeq, a predicted model, not a curated record
AUGCCCACAUCGUGGGCGGAGGCUUUGGCUGCCGCCGUGUCCAAACAAGGCCUGCAAGUCGAGGAGAUAAAGAAGCUCGAGCUGGACCAUAGUUGCAGGACGAGCGCAGUAGAGGGGCUGGACGCAUACACCAGCCUCGAGAAGCUCUCUUUGGCGAGCCUGGGCCUCAAGUCGCUGGCCGGCCUUCCACCGCAGCUCACCUGCCUUCAGGUCAACGAUAACAACCUCAUAGGCGCGGCCCUCACCGCCCUCACGAGCCUGUCCAAGCUGCGCCGCCUUGAUCUCGCUGGCAACAGGAUUGCGACCUGCAAACAGCUUGAGCCCUUGAAGGCCCUCAAGCACCUUCACUCUCUUGACUUGGAGGGCUGCCCGCUCGCAGACAUGCCGGAAUACCGCGCUCACGUCUUUGAGGAGCUGCCAUCACUGACGAGUGUGGACGAGCAUAAUAAGAACGAUGAGGUGGUAGAGGCAGAGGACUCCGAGGUGGAGGAGGAGGAGGAGGAGGAGGACGAGUACGAGGAGGAGGAGGACGAGGAGGACGGCGACGACGGCGAGGGCGAGGAGGGUGGCGAGGCCCCAGGUGCAGGCGGCGGUGGCGAGGCUGGCGGCGACGAGGAGGAUGAGGGUGACGAUGAGGACGAUGGCGGUGAGGAGGAGGAGUACGAUGGCGAGGGCGAGGAGGGCGAGGAGGGCAAGCAGUCGCCCACCACGGCAGCGCUGCUCAAGGAGGACCUGUCGGAUGACGAGGAGGAUUACGAAGAGGAGGAGGAGGUCGAUGAUGAGGAGCUGCAAGCUGACGUCGAGGAGCUCGUUCCCAAGAAGCGGAAGCGGGAUGAGAGCGACGAGGACUAUGAGUCUGAGGAGGAGGAGGAGGAGGAUGAGUCGGAGGACGACGAAUGA